GUGAUGAUUCUUUUAGGAAUCAAAUUUCAGCUCUUUUGCGAGUUAUAAAUGUAACACGAUUCUUCAAACAGGACAAUGUUCCUUGCCAAAUUGAAGAGGUAGUAGUGGGCAAGAACCCUUUUUAUGGGAUAAUUUUUCAUAAGAACCUGAUUUUAUCGUGAAAUCCUUUUGGCUUUUCUCUUUUUCAAUUUCUCAGGGUCUCUUUUUGGGCUCAAUCGGAGCUGCUAAUAACAAGAAUGCACUCAAGAGUUCUAAUAUCACGCAUGUCUUAACUGUCGCUAGUUCACUGAGACCUGCACAUACAAAUGACUUUGUGUACAAAGUCAUUCCAGCAUUGUCUUUCCUCGUCUUAGUGAUGGUGUUCUUCAGAUGGUAGUCUAUUUCAGCUCUUUUGCUCCUGAGCAGGUAGUUACUCUUUCUAAUAUGUGAGAAUGUUGACUACAAGAGUCAGUAACUUAUUAGUACCUUUUAGCCAUCGGUUUCUCAUGCAUAAUCAAUUUUUGCCAAAACAUGCAUUCAGCUGGAUCCAUAUGAGCUACUAUCAAUUUCCUAUCUUAUACAUGACUCACCUAAUCUAAGUUCUUCAAAAUGGAACCUUGUGGCUUCUGCUCACAUAAUAAGGCCAUAUUUACUCAUUGAUGAAAGGGCUGCUUGGGUUUUUUUAACACAUCAAGAAUCUUGAAGAAGCAUUAACAAUGUCUCUAUUUUUCUCUCUGUAAAUUGAGGUAGUCUUGGACAAAGAAGAUACAAAUAUAACUCAGUACUUUGAUGAGUGCUUUGAUUUCAUCGAUGAAGCCAAAUGACAGGGUGGGGGUGUACUUGUUCAUUGCUUUGUCGGAAGAUCCAGGAGUGUGACCAUAGUUGUUGCAUAUCUUUUGAAGAAAUGUGGUAUGACCCAUCACUAGCGUUGGAAUAUGUUAAGAGCAAACGACCACAAGCAGCACCAAACUCAGGUUUUCUUUCACAAUUGCAAGAGUUCGAGAAAUCACUACAAGGUGCAUAAAUCAUGUAAACUGUAAUUACACUUGUCUUAGUCUUGAGUCUAAGGAAAAAAAUUUACAUGACAAA
Messenger RNA from Rubroshorea leprosula, 1068 nucleotides. The record is from the annotation of a GenBank genome assembly. NCBI's taxonomy places the organism in Eukaryota, Viridiplantae, Streptophyta, Magnoliopsida, Malvales, Dipterocarpaceae.